This is a messenger RNA of Drosophila pseudoobscura, 1258 nucleotides long. It is a transcript of the gene Dnaaf6, whose product is annotated as Dynein axonemal assembly factor 6. The transcript is spliced from 3 exons. The record is from RefSeq and is a predicted model, not a curated record. Gene Ontology annotation, biological process: axonemal dynein complex assembly. Lineage: Eukaryota; Metazoa; Arthropoda; Insecta; Diptera; Drosophilidae. Gene Ontology annotation, molecular function: protein-folding chaperone binding; dynein intermediate chain binding. Gene Ontology annotation, cellular component: cytoplasm. Bases 117 to 761 code for a protein of 214 amino acids.
UAAAGUGACAAGUGCUAAGAAAAAAAAAAAAAAAAAGAAAAAAAAAAUUUAGAAAAAAAGAAUUUGAAAUACUUCAAUACUUUCAAUACUUUUACUCGCGUGCGGGUCUCACAGUAAUGUCGGUCUUCGACAAUCCCGACCAGCUGCGUCAGCUGCAGAACCUUCUGAAUCCCCGGCAGACUCGUGCCGGCAUCGACUGCAGCAGCAGCGAGGAUGAGGAAGAGUCCUUGGUGGUCCACAAGCUAACACCUGGCAGCAUUGGUCCUCAGGCGCCAACGGCAGCAGGAUCGUCCGCGCAGGCCAAGGCCAAGAAAAAGAAAAAGCCCAAUCCAUUGGCCACUCCCCUGGUGGAGGAGCAAAAGAAGCAGCCCGAUACCCUCGAGGAGUGGCAAGAGCAGCAGGAACGUGAGGACACUGAUAUUCUGGAGACGAGAAGGUGUCCAGAAUACACCAUGACUUACAGCCAGGCCGUGGGCACUGAAGAUGUCUUCCUGCAGAUGGGCAAUCGCACCGGCUCGUCCGCCAGCUGCGAAGACCUUAUUCUGGACAUUCAUCUGCCCGAUGAGGAGACGACAGUCGACAAGAUCAAGCUGACUCUGCAGGAAACGGAUCUGGAUCUGGCCACCGCCCUCUAUCGGCUCCACCUGCCUCUGCCCCAUCCUGUGGACGUGGAUCGAUGCCAGGCCAAGUACAGCACGGAGCUUCGGAAGCUGCGCCUGACGCUUCGCUUGCGUCGGGAGCUCGAUUAUGUCAACUUUUAGACAUAGAACACAGUACACACGAUACACAACACAACACAUGACACACGCUACAUGUUACCCGCUACAUGUUACCCGCUACAUGUUACCCGCUACAUGUUACCCGCUACAUGUUACCCGCUACAUGUUACCCGCUACAUGUUACCCGCUACCCGCUAUCCGCUACACGCUAUCCGCUACACGCUACACGCUACACGAUACACGCUACACGAUAUAUGUACGUUGCUCGAUUAACAACGACAGAAAUUCCAUUUCAAUCAACAUUUUCUACACUGCCACAUGUUGUCUCUUUUCUGCCCCUUCUGCACCCCUCUGCUGUUGGUACACAACUUCGAAUACAAUCGCAGCACUCUAUCACCCGGCAGCGACGAUUCCUUUUCAAACGCGACCUUUGAAUUAAUUUAACCUUUCGCAACCCAACCAGAUCGAACAAAAUUUGAUGUGCUCGUUGAGCAAACGUGAAAGCCAAAAUUAAAAUUGUGAAAUAAAAAUUACUAAAA